AUGCCAACUCUAUUCCUUUUUAACUUCGUGAUCGAUGAAAUAAUGAGACGAACGCUGGAGGGUAUCCAAAGCCCUGAUGUCCAAAUAGCCUGUGAAGAAAACCUUGUCGAUCUGGAGUGCGCAGACGACAUCAUUCUUAUCUUCGAAGAAGAGAAGGCGCAGGUGUUUUUGGAUGAACUGACCAAAGUCAUCCCCUCCUUUGGUAUGCGCUUUGCGCCCACGAAGUGUAAAAUCAUGCUCGUGGACGUGCAGUCCCUGAACGCGUCACUUACAAUCCAGGGAGAGAAUUUGCGAUUUCCACAGUUGCUCACGACUCGCGGUGCUCAAAACGUCGUUCGAAAUGUUCGACUUCCCUGUUUUCUACGCACGGAGACAAAUAAACCAACUGACAAAACAACCACUCCUCCAGAAUCAGGCUCUUCGAAGCCGAACUUCAAACGCAUCGAGUUUGAAUUCUCUUUCGGUCCAGGCAAGUCAGCGAAUCCUGGCGGUGUGGGCAAUGGCCCGUUGAUUAUCCUCGGAGUCGCUUGCAUCACUUACAUCCUGGCAACUUCUGUUCCACGAUAUAAAAGGAUCACAUGGAAGGAGUUCGUGGACACUUUCCUGCAGCAAGGACUGGUUGACCAUUUGGAGGUUGUCAACAAGUCAUGGGUUCAAGUCUAUCUAAAACCCGGCGUGGAACCCACCGUGCAUCUACCCUCUGGUUCUCGCGAUUUGGCUACGCCACAAAGCACCCAGCCCGCAACCUAUUGGUUUGAGAUAGGCGCGGUGGACACGUUCGAACGGGGUUUACGCGAGUUAGAGUCACAUAUGGGCGUCGAUCCAAUGCAUCGGAUAAAUGUCAUCUAUUCGACAAGGGUGCAAGCUUCGGAGGUUUUCCAUUUUGGAGUUACUGCGGUCAUCCUAGGCCUCGUCCUCUACUCGUUACGAAGCAGCUUCGGGGGUAUGGUCCGUAAGGGUGGAAUGGGAUCUGGCCUGUUUAACUUCGCACAGUCACCUGUUCGCCUCAUAGAGCGGGACAAAAUUGGCGUGCGGUUCGCAGAUGUGGCCGGAUGCGAGGAGGCCAAGUUGGAGAUAAUCGAGUUCGUCAAUUUUUUGAAGAAUCCUCAAAAGUACGAAGCUUUGGGAGCCAAAAUUCCUCGUGGAGCAGUGUUGAAGGGUCCACCAGGCACGGGAAAAACUAUGUUGGCCAAAGCAACGGCCGGUGAGGCCAAUGUACCAUUCCUGUCCAUAUCCGGCAGCGAGUUUCUAGAGAUGUUUGUCGGUGUCGGCCCCAAACGCGUUCGUGACAUGUUCUCUACCGCACGAUCCAAGGCCCCGUGCAUCCUCUUCAUUGACGAGAUUGAUGCCAUCGGUGGCAAGCGGUCCGGUAGCAGUUUCGGACAUCAGGAAAGAGAGAACACACUGAAUCAGUUGUUGGUGGAAAUGGACGGAUUCACCACUCAAGAGAAUGUUGUCGUUUUGGCAGCCACAAACCGGAUCGAUAUACUCGAUCCGGCUCUCCUUCGGCCCGGGCGCUUCGAUCGUCAAAUCUACGUAUCGCUGCCAGAUAUCAAAGGUCGUGCGUCCAUUUUCAAAGUUCACUUGAAACCAUUAAAACUGGCUGAGGAUCCUCAGACUGUGGCCCGCCGAAUGGCUGCCCGUACACCUGGUUUCUCUGGUGCUGACAUAGCGAGCGUGUGCAACGAGGCGGCACUAAUUGCGGCGCGCGAAGAUGCGCAGAGCAUUACUCUGGUGCACUUCGACAAGGCAAUUGAUCGUGUCGUAGCCGGCUUGGAGAAGAAGAGUCAGGUGUUACAACCCGAAGAAAAAAGGACAGUAGCCUAUCACGAAGCCGGACAUGCCACUGUCGGCUGGUUCCUGGAGCAUUGCAAUCCGCUCCUCAAAGUUUCCAUCAUACCGCGGGGCAAAGCGUUAGGCUAUGCACAGUAUCAACCCAGAGAUAUCUACCUUCACACCCAAGAGCAAAUGUUAGAUGAAAUGUGUCUCGCCCUGGGAGGUCGAGCAAGUGAAGAGGUAUUUUUCGAAAAGGUUGGCAGCGGUGCGGUUGAUGACUUACAGCGUGUCACUCGGUCCGCCUACGCUCAGGUUGUCCAACUGGGUUUCAGUCCCAAGGUUGGACUACUCAGCUUCGAUCUACCGCAACAGGGUGAUAUGGUUCUGACCAAACCCUAUUCGGAACACACGGCUCAGUUGAUUGAUGAUGAAGUACGGCAAAUCGUUCAAAAAGCGUAUGAGCGAACUUUGGGCAUUAUACGAGAGAAGCGUUCACUUGUGGAAAAGAGUUUGCUUUCGGUGUUCCCUAAACAUGAAGUGGACUCUCGCAUGUUUUCCAUUGUCCCACCUCCCUUUCUUCCUCCGAAGCUGGCACUCCGCCUUUUGGACAAAGAGCAAUUGCAAAAGGAAGAUCUGGUCGAAGUUCUUGGUCCUAGACCGUUUGCUGAGAAGAGUACGUAUGAGGAGAUUGUUGGCCCCGUGAUUGACACGAUACUGAACGCGAUUCCUGAAUUCCAGUUCGAUCCGAUCUCAUGCAUUACUUUUGAUUCUUGGUUCAACAAGCAUGAAGACUUUUUCAGAUUGGAUCUGGGAAGCACAGAAGAUUCUUGGAGAGCAAGACAGUUGGUCAGGAAAAUCGGAGUGGCCGAACAUGAACGCUUUACGAACAAUAUUUUGCUACGAAAACCAAGUGACCUGAAUUUCGAUGAAACCGUUGCUGUUUUAUCGUUAAUCGUCGGGAAACAGGAUUCCUUGUUCAGCCGUCGAUUUCACUGUAUGAAUUUGAGCAAGAAUGCUUCUGAAGACUGGGUUACGUACGCAAGCAAAGUCGACAAGGGGUGUGAACGACUCAAACUCCGAAACAUGACAGAGGAUGAGUUCAAAUGUCUUAUAUUUAUGUGCGGGUUGACGUCUCCUGAAGACGCAGACAUAAGGACAAGAAUCCUCAGCAAGAUUGAGCAGAACCCAGACGUCACAUUACAGAAUAUUACGUCGCAAUGCCGGCGCCUGGUGAAUUUGAAACGUGAUACUGUCAUGAUAGAGGAAAAUGGCCCCAGCAAUGUUGUUCAUGCGAUUCAGAAGCAUACUGUCCGUCAGAGUGACAAGAAAGUACCUUCGGCAUGCUGGAAAUGUGUGCGUAUUAACAGCACACCUGUUCGUCUUCAGCUGGACACGGCAUCAAACAUCAUGGUCAACUCAAAAAGAGCUUGGAAAUUUCUUGGCAGCCCAGCAUUAACCAGGACCAAACAAGUUGCACGCACCACAUCCGGCAGUUUGCUGAAACUCGCUGGUGAAUUCAAGUGUUCCAUGACUCUUGAUGGUAUCGCUGCUUCCUUGUUCAGCCGUCGAUUUCACUGUAUGAAUUUGAGCAAGAAUGCUUCUGAAGACUGGGUUACGUACGCAAGCAAAGUCGACAAGGGGUGUGAACGACUCAACCUCCGAAACAUGACAGAGGAUGAGUUCAAAUGUUUUAUAUUUGUGUGCGGGUUGACGUCUUUUGAAGACGCAGACAUAAGGACAAGAAUCCUCAGCAAGAUUGAGCAGAACCCAGACGUCACACUACAGAAUAUUACGUCGCAAUGCCGGCGCCUGGUGAAUUUGAAACGUGAUACUGUCAUGAUAGAGGAAAAUGGCCCCAGCAAUGUUGUUCAUGCGAUUCAGAAGCAUACUGUCCGUCAGAGUGACAAGAAAGUACCUUCGGCAUGCUGGAAAUGUGGUGAGUGGUAUUUCGUUUAUUUUUGUCUGUUUAGAAGACACCGCUGCAGCAAAUGUCCCCAUAUUGGACAUAAAGAAGAUCGGUGUGACGGCGAAAAAAGGCAAGCAACCAAGAGGCAUUUUCGAACCAGAACUUUUCAUUCCAAGCUUUCCAAGGCUCGCGUUGUUCUGGCCGCUUAUCAACGCCCACACGUAAACAGGAGGAAAUACGUAUCAGUGCGUAUUAACAGCACACCUGUUCGUCUUCAGCUGGACACGGCAUCAAACAUCAUGGUCAACUCAAAAAGAGCUUGGAAAUUUCUUGGCAGCCCAGCAUUAACCAGGACCAAACAAGUUGCACGCACCACAUCCGGCAGUUUGCUGAAACUCAUUGGUGAAUUCAAGUGUUCCAUGACUCUUGACGGUAUCACUGUAAGUGGCAUUUGUCAUGUGUCCGAUCGUCCCCGAUUGGAUUUGUUAGGAUUAGAUUGGAUUGACAAGCUAAACCUUUCGGACAGGCCACUGAAUACUAUCUGUUACAAGACACAGGCGACGAAACCAAACAUAUUCAAAAAGCACCCUGACUCGUUUUGGAAGAAGGACUCAGAAGGUCGCAGUCUAUGCACUAAGUCCUUGUCAAACCACCCUCAAUCAAAUGAACAAGCCAGAAAAUUUAUGCGUUCCUUUAAACCAGCGCUGUUGAAAUCUCUAGGGGAGGGACCAACGGACGAUGUCAUUCGUGUUUUCCUUACCAACUACCGGACGACACCAAACCCAAGUGCGCCUAAUGGGAAGUCUCCCUCCAAACUUAUGUUUGGGAGGAAAGUGAAGACAUUGUUUGAUGCAUUGCGCCCCCGAAACACCAGAGAGAUCGGCGAUGAAAACCAACCGGGAUACUCCAACGGCAAAUGUCGCCCUGGACGUAUUUUUAGCCGUGGAGACUCCGUCCUUGUCAGAGACUAUUCAGCGAAUUGCUGGAUUCCGGGGAUUAUAUUGCGACGAAGAGGGAACGUCGUCUAUGAGGUAGAUAUUGGCGGAACAGUGUGGAUUAGGCAUGCUAAUCAGAAUUCGACAUUGCAUACGACCUGGUACCAUACAAGAAAGAAAAACGAAUCUACCGUUGGACAUCCUCCUUGA
Opisthorchis viverrini is the source of this 4827-nucleotide messenger RNA. RefSeq lists its product as hypothetical. Gene Ontology annotation, molecular function: ATP hydrolysis activity; nucleic acid binding; metalloendopeptidase activity. Gene Ontology annotation, cellular component: m-AAA complex; membrane. The coding region runs from base 1 to 4827 and encodes 1608 amino acids. Gene Ontology annotation, biological process: protein-containing complex assembly; mitochondrial protein processing. The transcript is spliced from 14 exons. The record is from RefSeq and is a predicted model, not a curated record. NCBI's taxonomy places the organism in Eukaryota, Metazoa, Platyhelminthes, Trematoda, Opisthorchiida, Opisthorchiidae.